This is a messenger RNA of Clonostachys rhizophaga, 909 nucleotides long. NCBI's taxonomy places the organism in Eukaryota, Fungi, Ascomycota, Sordariomycetes, Hypocreales, Bionectriaceae. The record is from the annotation of a GenBank genome assembly.
AUGACGCAGAUCAUUCUCUCCACGGGCAAUGUCAUGUCCGCAGGGCCGACCAUCAUUCGCAAACGAGGCACCAAUAGGUCGAAUCUCGAGCUCGUCAACUCGCUUCAGAGCAGCUUCGCCUCCGCAAAAGAAGAUUUCGCCCCCGCCACGAACGGCAGCGCCCACGCCCCCACCCCAGUUGAGGCGUGGACGGAGCGCCAGGGCGGGACGCUGUUCGUCCCCAGAAUCAGCUGGCAAGGCGCCGGUCUCCGGGACGAGGCGAGCCAGUACGAGAUCACCGUCAAGCUGUUCUUCCUGCGCGACACCCUGGUGAAGGAGCGGGAGCAGUUUGCACGCGAGGCACUGGAGCUGGUCAGGAGGGAGCUUAGGAUCCAGUCCAUUGACCUCCUAGUCGUUGCCUUCCCUGGCAUCUCGUUCGAGGGCGACUGCGAGUGGGAGGCUGACAGGGUCAAUGCGGUCCAGGGGAACCUGGACGACGAGGUUGCGACCUGGAAGGUGCUCGAGGAGUUCCACAGCCAGGGCCUCGUCAAGAAGCUGGGGGUGUCAGAGUUUGGGAGCGAGAAGCUCAGGGCGUUCAUGGAGAGGACGACGGUUCGUCCCACCGUCGACCAGAUCAACCUCCACAACUGCUGCAACGUACCGCCGCCGCUCAAGGCGCUUGCGGAGAAGUACGACAUCCAGCUCAACGUUCACACGGACAGCACAGAUAUCCUGCCCUGCGGCACCUUGCGCGAGAUUCUGGGCCCACAAGGCGCGGGCGUCUUGGCCGACUCUCCAACCGGGAGCGAUGGUCUGAGGGGAGAGAUAACUCCACACUGGGUAGUGAGGUAUAUGGCUUUUGUUCAAGAUAGAGGAGUCAUUGAGAACAAGGGCUACUUUGCCAGUUCCGGUUGGGAUGAGAAGCCCUAG